GAUUAUCUGUAGAGAUCUACAUGGUUUUUCACACGUGUCUGUCAGGAAAAACACAGCCGCAGAGAUGUGGACAUAAAAAAAGGCCAAGAAAAGCGCCGCCGUCAGUGCUUUUGUACCUCCAACGGUUCCUGGUACGCAGCUAGCAGACUAUAGUCCGUGAGAAUGGAGGGAGAGGGAGGAAAACGGAAUGAUAGUAAAAGUUAAUGUCCUCCAAUAGCAUUCAUUGGGACAGGAAUUCUCACCCUUCUUCCUGUCCUUUCAGGCGCUUCAAAGCUUGACCAGAGACACAGGCCGAGCGGCCAGACACAGACUUUCAACUUGACCUUGGCCUCCAGCCGCGUCUGCCUCCUCUGUCAGGACGGCCAGACCCGUCUAAACACACGGCUGUUUGCUGUUGUCUGUCUCUGAUUGUAAACAAGACGGAAGUCAGAAAGGGCUGGAAUACCCUCCUCUCCCCCUCUCUCACCCACGUGCUCCCGAGGCAUUUCCCUUCAUAUUUUGCCUGUAAUCUGAUGAUGUGGGUUGUGGUCGACUGAUAUUUUCUAACAGCGACUUUUACUGUCUAAUUACAGUCUAAUAUAUGUGUGUGUUUUUAAUGUUCAAUACCUGUUGGUGUAGGAUACACACGGCGAGGCCCACGGUGGUUCCUCCAGCGUGUACUGCGUCAAAAAACAGAAAUAUCCAACAUUGAAAUACAGCACGCGUAUCUGAAGGUUUACAUCCACGCACACUGAAAUCCUGUGCAGUAAAUGGCGGUGUCGUGAUACGAAAUGUCGUCAGUGUGCGUCACCCAGGGCCACAGACCUGCAGGGAGUUCAUGAGCGCCAAAGUUAGAGCCAAGGUUUAUUGAAAAAAUCUCUAUAGAAACAAUAAUAACAACUUUUUUAUUGUCAUUUUUGCACAUUCUGGGUAAACAUUGAACAUCAAGUUAUAUAUAGAAGUCAUUGUGGAUUCGUCUCAUCCUCCUGGAUGGUUUUUGGAUUAAUAAUACUUCAUGAAAACACUUCACAGUUUUAAUUCAGAAAAUGUGACAAAUCUUAUUUUCCGCCAAUGUGACCCGUGUACCUUUGUGUAUAAUCGAGUAGAGCUUUUAUUCGACCAAAUACACAGAUGAAUGUUGUUUAUUUUUACCUACUAAUGAGGGAGAACGUCAAUGGUACAGAGGCGGAAUUACGGUCCUCUCACUUCGCCGCAUUUUUCUCCAUUUAAUUAUCUGCACUGGCUGAUGUGCACCGUCCUCUUUGCAUAGCCACAGUCACGUGACGGCCGCCGAGCCAAUGGCUGAGCCACCUUUGCGCCCUCGGCUGCGCGUCAGAGAGGCUUCACUCUCUGGGAAGCAGUAUCUCCUUCUUUCAGUCUGUGGGCUUUUUAAAAAAGAGCCAGAAGCUUCAAUGUUGGAGGCCGUGCUAUGACAACGUCACUGCUGCUCCGUCCUCGCUGGGUCGACCCGUCCGUGAUGUUCCUCUACGACAACGGCGGAGGUUCCGACGAAGUGAGCAAGAACAUGGAGGGUUUUGCGGGUGGCAACUUUGCUGCGAACCAGUGCAGGAAUCUGAUGGCGCACCCCGCGUCCUUGGCACCCAGCGCGGCGGCGUACUCCUCCGGCGAGGUGCCCUCCUCCGCAAUAGGAGAGCCGGUGAAGCAGUGCAGCCCCUGCUCUGCAGCCCAGAACUCAUCCAGCGCCUCCCUGCCAUAUGGGUACUUCGGUAGCAGCUAUUACCCGUGCAGAAUGUCGCACCACAGCAGCAUAAAGCCGUGCGCAGCGCAGCCUCCUUCUGCGUAUGGAGAGAAAUACAUGGACACAUCCGCCUCGGGCGACGACUUCGCCUCCCGGGCGAAGGAGUUUGCGUUUUACCCGACCUAUUCCUCUGGCCCAUAUCAACCUGUGCCCAGUUACCUGGACGUGCCAGUGGUUCCGACUAUCAGCGCGCCGUCAGAAGCCAGACACGAGUCCCUGCUGCCGAUGGAGACGUACCAACCGUGGACUCUGGCCGCCAAUGGCUGGAACGGGCAGGUCUACUGCUCCAAGGAGCAGCCGCAGCCCGGACACAUGUGGAAGAGCUCCAUGGCAGACUCUGUGCCCCACGGUGCGGGAGACUCGGCCUCUUACCGGCGUGGAAGGAAGAAGCGCGUGCCGUACACCAAGGUGCAACUGAAGGAACUGGAGCGCGAGUACGCCGUCAAUAAAUUUAUCACCAAGGACAAAAGGAGGAGGAUAUCAGCUCAGACCAACCUGUCCGAGAGACAGGUCACCAUAUGGUUCCAGAACAGACGCGUAAAGGAGAAGAAAGUUGUCAACAAGUUGAAACCCAUCAGCUGAGUUUCCUUCUUUCUUUUUUCUUUUUCUUUUUUUUACUUUUAUCACGGACACUACUUGUGGGAGGACACACACACACACACACACACACGCUUGGACUCAUGGUUUGGAAUAACUCCUUCCUGACUGAACAUGAAUUAUUCCCUCUGAUGCCAAAUGAUUCUCCCAAACCUUCUGGAACAUUAUUCCUGGAGGGUGAGGGGGGGCUGCUGGCUGCUGGUCAUUUGUUGUUGAUACAUUUUUGUCGAAGGAGUCCAAUGGAAAGAGCAAAAAUAAUGACAAUGUAUGGUUUCAAUGUGUGUGUGAGAGACACUACU
Cynoglossus semilaevis (tongue sole) is the source of this 2634-nucleotide messenger RNA. It is a transcript of the gene hoxa13a, whose product is annotated as homeobox A13a. Gene Ontology annotation, biological process: regulation of DNA-templated transcription. The transcript is spliced from 2 exons. Gene Ontology annotation, molecular function: DNA binding; DNA-binding transcription factor activity, RNA polymerase II-specific. Lineage: Eukaryota; Metazoa; Chordata; Actinopteri; Pleuronectiformes; Cynoglossidae. The record is from RefSeq and is a predicted model, not a curated record. The coding region runs from base 1409 to 2320 and encodes 303 amino acids.